AGUGCUGUGGUUGCAGGGAAACGCGUUGACUGAAAAUGCGGAGGAAUGGCCAGCGGAAAACUGCAGUUUUUACCGCAUUAUUCCUAUUCUUGGCCUUUGCUAUGCUGUCAUUUUUAUACUAUUCCCCGAAAGAAUUCACGCAUUCAUUUUUGGUCAACAAUACCAACGUAAGCUCACCACCUGCUGGCGAAGUAUCAAUUUCUACAAAAAUACCCGGUUUCGAAAAACCCUUUGGCGAAAGUCCUGAAGAAGACCAACGUCUGCUGGAACACCUUCAAAAAAGUGUUUUGUGGCCACCAUCCAAAGAGGAUUACAAUUUGCUUCAGCCAAAUGCUGCUGGUAAUUCUGAAGGAGGUUUCAUCACGAAACACGUCAUCCCAAAAUAUUUUCCAAAUGUCACAAAUGGCGUCUUCUUCGAAGCCGGGGCAUUGGAUGGGGAAACCUUGUCCACGACGUUGUAUCUCGAGAGAUUUAAAAACUGGACGGGGUUGAUUUCGGAAAUGAACCCCCUGGGAGUGGACAGGAUUGUCCAGAAGAAACGGAAAUGUUGGCUCGCACCUGCUUGUCUGUCUCCGACAAACACUCCUUCCAGAAUGGUGAUGCAUUCUCGGUAUGACCCAGCACAUUUCUACACGACCUGGGGAGGGACAGUGAGUGAGAAAAACAAAGUGAAGAGAGGCAACCCGGACACCAAGAAGGCCACUGAGUUGGAAAUCCACGCCAUUGUACCUUGUUACCCCCUGACGGCCAUUUUAAUUGCAGCAAACGUCACUUCCAUAGAUUUCUUCAGUCUGGACUUGGAAGGACUUGAGCUGAAAGUCCUCAAGACUAUCAACUGGGACUUGAUCAACAUCAAGGUAAUCCACAUGGACUUGCUUCAUACAGAUGAAGGUGAAGAUGCUGUUCAUACAUUUUUGCAAUCAAAAGGCUACAAACAUGUGCACGGAAGAGGGGAACCCGUUUUGUUUGUCCAGGAGAAGUUUUUAAACUCCUUGAACUGAUGCAACGUCAUCAGAAUGAUUCCAUGAUGUCGCAAACUGCUAUGGUUCAGAAAUAUGAAAAUUACAGAGUUUUGUGUGUGUUGUGCUUAUAAGAAACUGAAUGAUGGAGCAUGAAUUAAAUAUUCUCCCUAGGA
Notodromas monacha is the source of this 1135-nucleotide messenger RNA. Lineage: Eukaryota; Metazoa; Arthropoda; Ostracoda; Podocopida; Cyprididae. The record is from the annotation of a GenBank genome assembly.